AUUGAGUUUGUUGACUUCAUGCAGAAGUAUCUUCAUUUGAAUUUAGUUUCUGACCGUACUCAAGCAACAACAUUAGGAGGCUCAUGUUUAGAUUUGACGUUCACAAGAAACCUCCGUUCCGAAUGUAUGAGGUACUGCUCGUAUUUUUCAUACCACAGGCCUAUUCUAUCUUUGCUGACAGUAUGAAUAAAUAUGUGGACUUCAAAAAAAUUUCAACCCGAUUAAGCCAUUGGAGACAAAUAACAUGGAAAUACAUAAUCAUUGCCCGAUUUACACAGAACUCAAACAUCGUUAAACGUCUUAACCCGAUGGAGCCAUUGGAGGCAAAGAAUAUGACUACAUAUCGUAAUAUUGUGAUUUGCACAGAACUUAGAAACAUCUGUAAGCUUGCUAACCUAACAAUGGAGCGAAACAUCAGUUGGUAUCAGAAAUGUAUAUAG
Messenger RNA from Wyeomyia smithii (pitcher-plant mosquito), 440 nucleotides. RefSeq lists its product as uncharacterized. NCBI's taxonomy places the organism in Eukaryota, Metazoa, Arthropoda, Insecta, Diptera, Culicidae. The record is from RefSeq and is a predicted model, not a curated record. The coding region runs from base 84 to 440 and encodes 118 amino acids. The transcript has 4 exons.